CUGAACAAUCCAGGCCUUCUUGACGCACCGCACCGCGCCGCACCGCAUCGUGACGGGAUUGCUACUAGCGCUGACCCUUACUCUAACUAGCAAGGCCCUGGUGUUGCUCUGCCGCUCCGAAGCCGAUGGCGGACAGCACUCAAACUCAAGACAUCAGCGGCGUGUCCAUCAACAACCAUUCUCGGGCCGCAGUGGGUACCUUCCACGGACCAGUGUAUCUGGGAAACAACGAAAACCUGAAUAAUGUGCUCAAUUCCCUCCCUAUCGCCGCAGACGCGCCGUUCAACGCGUAUAGGCGACAACACGAACCGACCUGCCUUCCUGAAACCCGCAUCGAUCUCCUCCGAAAGAUAUACGAUUGGGCUGAUAGAGAAAAUUCGCCCAGCAUCUUCUGGCUGAGUGGUCUGGCCGGCACUGGCAAGUCUACCAUUGCGCGAACUGUUGCCGCCAGAUACUCUGAGAAGGAGGCCCUUGGAGCAAGCUUCUUCUUCUCAAGAGGCGGCGGGGAUGUUGGUUAUGCAGCCAAGUUCGUCACAAGUAUUGCAGUGCAACUUGCGUACAAAGUGCCAGGUCUGAAGCAUUCCAUUUGCGACUCUGUUGUCAACCAUGGAGACAUUGCCGGUCAGUCGCUCCGCGACCAGUGGCGCCAUCUCGUUAUCGGACCACUCUCGGUGCUGCCAGGCGACAGCCACCCGUUCCGAUAUAUUCUUGUGAUUGACGCUCUCGACGAGUGCGAGGAUGAGGAAAACGUCCGGACCAUUCUACAACUCUUAGCCGAAGCUCAGGCAUUGGAGGGGGUUCAGCUUCGAGUGUUCUUGACCAGCAGACCUGAGGUUCCAAUCAGGAACGGCUUUGUCCAAAUGCUCAAUUCCGAACACCAGGAGUUUAUUCUGCACAGUAUAUCGCAGUCGGUUGUCAACCACGACAUCCGUAUUUUCCUGGAACACAACCUCAAACUUAUCGCUCAGGAACGCUCCCUCGGCGCUGGCUGGCCAGGAGAGGAGAUCAUCAAGCGCCUUGUCCAGAAUGCAAGCGGUCUAUUUAUCUGGGCAGCAACUGCAUACCGCUUCAUCCGCGAAGGGAAGAGGUUUGCAGCAAAGAGACUUGAUCGGAUCUUGGAGCACAGCAGCUCUACGGUCAACGCGCCAGAGAAGCAUUUGAACGAAAUGUAUAUCGCUGUUCUUCGUCACUGCAUUUCAGAGUAUCCGGAUGAAGAGGGAGAAGAGCAACAAUCUACACUCAAAAGCUUGCUUGGAAACAUUGUGACUCUGCUCUCUCCGCUUUCUACCCAGUCUUUGACUAAGCUACUCGGCGCCCCUCAAGAUGAAAUCGAUCAGACACUGCAUGAUCUCCACGCGAUUCUCGACAUUCCAAAGGAUUCAAGCCGCCCACUCCGUUUACAUCACCCUUCAUUCCGGGAUUUCCUUUACGAGGAGGUGAGAUGCGCAGAGUUUUGGGUGGACGAAAAGCAAGCGCAUCUUAUCCUGGCUACAAAAUGCAUCCAGCUUAUGUCCCAAUGUUUCAAGGAGGAAAAUAGAACCGUUCGGCCGAAGGCGCUUGUUGCGAUAUGCGAUACGAGCCGGCCAGGUACACUUGUAACGGAGGUUAACAGCAAGCAAGUGGAGCAACAUCUACCCCCUGAAAUGCAGUACGCAUGCUGCUACUGGAUUCAGCACCUUCAGAAGGGCGACAGUCAGUUCCGUGACAAUGACCAGGUCCACUGCUUCUUGAAGAAGCAUCUUCUUCACUGGCUUGAGGCCCUUGGAUGGAUGGAGAAGGUGGCGGAAGGAAUUCAUGCCAUCGUUACGUUAGAGCUCAUGACAACGCCACAACAGUGUUCCCGACUGUCCGAGUUUAUCCAUGAUGCUAAACGAUUCACCCUGUACAGCCGGUCAGCGAUCGAGCAGGCUCCACUCCAGACAUAUUGCAGUGCGCUAGCAUUUGCUCCGAUGGAGAGCAUAGUGAAGAAGCAGUUCAGCAACUGUGCGCAUCGAUGGAUUCAAAGAUUACCAAAGGUUGAGAAUAAUUGGGAUGGGUUACUACAGACGCUCGAGGGCCAUUCGGCCGCGGUCAUCGCCGUGGCCUUCUCGCCAGACGGUAAGCUACUGGCGUCGGCCUCUGACGAUACGACGGUCAGGCUAUGGGACGCCAGCUCGGGCGUAGUAAAGCAGACGCUCGAGGGCCAUUCGGACGCGGUCGUCGCCGUGGCCUUCUCGCCAGACGGUAAGCUACUGGCGUCGGCCUCUGGCGACAAGACGGUCAGGCUAUGGGACGCCAGCUCGGGCGAAGUAAAGCAGACGCUCGAGGGCCAUUCGGCCGCGGUCAUCGCCCUACUGGCGUCGGCCUCUGACGACAGGACGGUCAGGCUAUGGGACGCCAGCUCGGGCGAAGUAAAGCAGACACUCAAGGGCCAUUCGCACGGGUUCAACGCCGUAGCCUUCUCGCCAGACGGUAAGCUACUAGCGUCGGCCUCUCACGACAGGACGGUCAGGCUAUGGGACGCCAGCUCAGGCGAAGGAAAGCAGACGCUCGAGGGCCAUUCGGACGGGGUCAACGCCGUAGCCUUCUCGCCAGACGGUAAGCUACUAGCGUUAGCCUCUCGCGACAGGACGGUUAGGCUAUGGGACGCCAGCUCACGCGAAGUAAAGCAGACGCUCGAGGGCCAUUCGGCCUGGGUCAACGCCGUGGCCUUCUCGCCAGACGGUGAGCUACUGGCGUCGGCCUCUGACGACAGGACGGUCAGGCUAUGGGACGCCAGCUCGGGCGAAGUAAAGCAGACGCUCGAGGGCCAUUUAGACUGGGUCAACGUCAUGGCCUUCUCGCCAGACGGUAAGCUACUAGCGUCGGCCUCUUAUGAUAAGACGGUUAGGCUAUGGGACGCCAGCUCAGGCGAAGUAAAGCAGACACUCCAGGUUGACGAUAUCAUCUACACUCUUUCGUUCUCCGAUGACGGUACGGUCCUCCGGACUGAUAGGGGAUCAUUAUAUAUCGCACAUCUUUCCCCAGGUAAAGAUGUGCCCCGACGAACCCUCCCACUUUCUAUAUCUGUCGGGAAGCAAUGGGUAAGUCGGGGUGAGGACAAAAUUCUUUGGCUUCCUUUCGAGCGUCGGACCAGCGUUGUCGCUACUUACGAGAAUGUUGUGGUAUUUGGGUAUGAGUCCGGUGGAGUUUUGAUCAUGGAAUUCGUGUCCUAAACUGCCACCCCACCCACGUCCUCUAAGGGAACACGCUUUUAUAUUCUUCUGAGCAGCGUUGGAGCGGUAAAUAGCUUAUUAAUUAUGG
Cladophialophora immunda is the source of this 3282-nucleotide messenger RNA. RefSeq lists its product as uncharacterized. The record is from RefSeq and is a predicted model, not a curated record. The transcript is spliced from 4 exons. Lineage: Eukaryota; Fungi; Ascomycota; Eurotiomycetes; Chaetothyriales; Herpotrichiellaceae. Gene Ontology annotation, molecular function: protein binding. The coding region runs from base 126 to 3194 and encodes 1022 amino acids.